AUGAGCAGCCACGGAUCGCGGGAGAACGGUGAACGCAGGGGCAAGCCGCCCAAAUCGUGCAUCUUCUGUCGGCGGUCGCACGUUGUGUGCAGUGGUGAGCGACCGUGUGCGCUGUGUAUCAAGCGGGACAUUGCGCAUCUGUGUAGUACGGAGGAGCCGCGUUCUACUGGGGCAGGGGCAGGGGCAGCCGGGACCAUUGCUGGGGAGACCGCAAGCAAUCUGCUGAUACCGCAGUCGUUUGUGUCACAGAACGUAGGAUCCGAGUUCAGUUCAUUGAACGAGUUUCUGUCGAUACUUGAAGAUCCGAUGACGGAUGUGCCGAUGUCUGAUGCACUUCCUGGUGACACAGACGCUACGAUAACUUCACCCCCGGCACCCGCAGCAAUGCCAGUCACGGCCCCCACGGAGGAGCAACAGCACGCUGCUGCCGCGCGGGAACAGUUCUUCCUCACUGCUGCUGACCCGUCGAUCGAGAUGACCCCGGAGGACCGGCUGAAGUUAGUGAUCAAUGCGAAGUUGGAGGCCGGUUUGUUGAAACCUUACGACUACGCGGCCGGGUACACGCGGCUACAGGAGUACAUGGACGGCCACAUGAGCGGACCCUCUCGGCAGCGGAUCCUAAAACCCUUGAGCUCGAUCCGCCCGGCGUUCCGGAGCAUCGCGCGAUCGUUGAAGGACGUGGACUUGGUGCUCGUGGAGGAGAGUUUCGAGCGGAUGUUGCUCGGGUACGACCGGGUGUUCACGUCGAUGAGCAUGCCCGCGUGCCUGUGGCGGCGCACUGGGGAGAUAUACCGAGCGAACAAAGAGUUCGCACGGCUGGUGCACUGCACGGUGGACGAGUUGCGCGAAGGCCGGCACGCGAUCUACGAGCUGAUGUCUGAGGAGAGCGCGGUGAAUUUCUGGGAGAAGUACGGCUCCAUUGCGUUCGACAAGGGCCAGAAGGCCGUGCUGACAAGUUGCAAGCUGCGAGCAGUCAGGGACAACGGAGAGGGCACCCAUUGCUGCUUCAGCUUCACGAUCCGGCGCGACCGCUACAACAUCCCAGUCUGCAUCGUCGGCAACUUCAUACCGAUCCCACGGUGA
This is a messenger RNA of Huiozyma naganishii CBS 8797, 1083 nucleotides long. RefSeq names its product gluconeogenesis transcription factor RDS2 (gene RDS2). Gene Ontology annotation, molecular function: DNA-binding transcription factor activity, RNA polymerase II-specific; RNA polymerase II transcription regulatory region sequence-specific DNA binding; zinc ion binding. Lineage: Eukaryota; Fungi; Ascomycota; Saccharomycetes; Saccharomycetales; Saccharomycetaceae. Gene Ontology annotation, cellular component: nucleus. The coding region runs from base 1 to 1083 and encodes 360 amino acids. The record is from RefSeq and is a predicted model, not a curated record. Gene Ontology annotation, biological process: regulation of DNA-templated transcription. The transcript has a single exon.